AUGUCGAAUCGGAUUGGCGUUUCUCUUCUUACACUGCCAGUCGAGUUCGUCUACAGAAUUCUUGAUCAUCAAAACGAAUACACUAUUCUAUGUUCAAUGAGAAAUGUUUGUCAACGUCUGGACAUCAUCGUCAAUGGCUACUAUCAAUACCAGCCUGUCAUCACACUAGAUUUUUUCGGUAGUAACCUCGACGAUAUUCAAGCACAACGCUUAGCUGUUGCAUUGAGACACAAUACAAGUAUUACUCUAUUAGAUCUCGCAUAUAAUAAUAUAAGAAACACAGGAAUUGAAAAGUUGGCUGGUGUCUUGAAUAGCAACCAGACCGUUAUCACCACACUAUGUCUCGAUAGUAAUGACUUCACAACAGCUGGACUCAAUCAUCUGGCUACUGCAUUACAUGAUAACAAGACGCUGACUUUUCUACGACUCGCAAGUAAUAGUCUUGAAGAUGUUGAUGCACAGCAUCUAAGUAAUGCCUUGCGCCAGAACAAAGUGCUUACGAUCCUCAAACUGCAAGAUAAUCGAAUUGGAGAUACGGGAGCAAAAUAUCUUGCUAAUGCGUUAGAAAAUAACACAACACUCACUACAUUGGAUCUCACUGAAAACGUAAUCACGGAUGUCGGAGUUCAGGAUCUAGCCGAAGCAUUACACAAAAAUAAAACCAUCACUGCACUAUAUCUGGAAAGUAAUAAUAUCACAUGUACGGGAGCACAAUAUCUGGCGAAUGUAUUAAACGAUAGCACAAGCCUCACUUUAUUAAACCUUAGGAAGAACAGUAUUGAAACUGACGGAAUACGGUACAUAGCUGACGCAUUACAAAACAAUACAGUUCUUGCUGAACUUUAUCUCGGCUUUAAUCUAGUCGCCGAUGAUGGAGUCAAACAUUUGACUGAAGCCCUACAAAAUAACACAACAUUGAUAGUGCUAGAUCUGGCAAACGCUUAUAUUCGAGUUAAGGGAGCACAAUACCUCGCUGAUCUAUUGAUAAGUGAUAGCACGAAGCUCAGAAAGUUAUACUUGAAGAAUAACUUUGUGGAAGAUGUUGGAUCACAGCAUUUGGCCAAUGUUUUGCUCAGUAACACAACCCUCACUUUAUUGGAUUUGCAAACCAAUGAAAUCGGAGUUGAUGGAAUACAAUAUCUAGCCAAUGCUCUACGAAAGAAUCGAACACUUGAGAUAUUUGAUUCUGCAAAUAAUCAGUUUGGAACUGUCGGUAUUCAAUAUUUGGCUGAUGCUUUACACGAAAAUACAACACUUCUUCGACUUCAUUUCGAAGAAAAUGGCGUAGACGAUCUCGGAGCACAAUAUUUGGCUAAUACUUUACAUGUCAACAGAACGCUCACUGUUCUAUCUCUAUCCAACGAAAACAUCGGAGAUGACGGAGCAGUAUCUCUGGCUCGGGCACUAUUGUAUAACAAAACACUCACUAUUCUAGAUCUGAGAAAUUGUCAAAUCCAAGAUAAAGGAGCACAACAAUUUGCUGAAGCACUUCGAAAGAACACGACACUUGAAAAGCUAAAUCUUGGAGGAAAUCGAAUCACAGACGUCGGAGCACAACAUUUAGCUGAUGCAUUACAUAUGAAUACGACGCUUAACACAUUCUUGAUCGGGUCGAAUCCUUUUGGUCACCACGGAGCACACCGGCUAGCCGAUGCUCUAUGCAACAAUCUGAAACUCAUUCGACUUGAUCUUCGUAAUAUUAUGACGAAUGAUAACAUUCUGCGAAUGUUAUUCGAAAUAACCUUAAUGGAAAUCGAUGCGCAUGAAUCGAGUGUUUAUGAAUGA
Messenger RNA from Adineta ricciae, 1785 nucleotides. The record is from the annotation of a GenBank genome assembly. Lineage: Eukaryota; Metazoa; Rotifera; Eurotatoria; Adinetida; Adinetidae.